Molecule: messenger RNA, 309 nt
Organism: Iphiclides podalirius (scarce swallowtail)
Lineage: Eukaryota; Metazoa; Arthropoda; Insecta; Lepidoptera; Papilionidae
Source: the annotation of a GenBank genome assembly
AUGAAAUCCGUCAUUGUUUUUGCUCUGUUCGUGGCCGCGGCCGUCGCCGUCCCACUUGAUUCCAGGGAUGCCACCAUCAUCAAAAGCGAAAACAACAACAUCGGCGUUGGACCAUACAGCACCGGCUAUGAAACCAGCGACGGCAAAAUCGCUUACGAGGAGGGUGAGCUGAGGAACGGCCCAGAGGGACCAGCCAUCGCUGUCCGAGGCCAGUUCUCCUACCCAGGCACCGACGGUGUCAUUUACACCGUCACCUACACCGCCGACGAGAAUGGAUUCAGGGCGGAAGGUGCCCACCUCCCCAAGGCC